AAUAUCAGUCCAACAUUCUCUCCACUGCUGCACACACCUCAGAAAGCUCCACAUAAAAGCUUAGAGACUUUCCCCUGCUACAGUAAAUGGGAGUUAUGGAAAACAGUGAUUAUGCACGAGAGCUGAACUCGCCACCUCAGUAUACUGCCCAGGGCUAUGAGGCCCUGAAGGAGGAGAUGGAGUUUCGGAAUAGCCCAGGCAGGCAAAUACAGUCCACUGUGGUGACAAUAAUGCCAGAAGCUCCUCCUGUGCGAGAUCACAUAAUCUGGUCACUCUUCAACACCAUGUACAUGAAUUUCUGCUGUCUGGGGCUUAUUGCCCUUGUAUUCUCAGUCAAGUCCAGAGACAGAAAACUCCUGGGAGAUAAGAGUGGAGCACACAGCUAUGGAACCACCGCCCGCUCUCUAAACAUCGCCGCCACUACACUUAGCGUUCUGUUUGUCGUUGUCAUGAUAAUAAUUGUCAUUGUCAAUGUGACGGUGAUGGUUAAGAUGGGCCAGGAAUAUAUGAACAACCAAAGGAACAAAGAAUAUGGACAAGAAUUUGGAAAGUGACCAGUCACAGGAGGAAGCCUUCCCUAAUGUUUUCUUUCAUUUUUCACAUACUGCAAAUGUAGGGCUGAAAGUUAUGUUAGCAUGUUAUGUUUAUUCAACAUCAUCCUUUACAAAUGUUUAUGUAUCAAGCAUAUAAAAUGAUGAAAGCCAAAGAUGAUUGUGAAAGUUUCUGGUGAUACGUGAAUUUAUAUAUAUAUAUAUAUAUAUAUAUAUAUAUAUAUAUAUAUAUUUUUUUUUCAGUUUGCUGACGGCCGGCGUGCCGGAAUACCGACACCUUUUCUCCCUCUUGGGGGUCCACGACCCCCCUGGACGGAGAAUAGAUAGCGUAGUGCGCCACCGUGCCCGCAGCGUGGCGAGCGCAGCGAGCACGUAAGGGGCUCAUUUGCGCUCGCCCAGCUGUCGGUAUGCCAGCAGUCAGGAUUGCGGCGCCGGUAUGCUGUGGCCGCUGGGAGCCCGACCGCCCACAUACCAUAGUACACACAUUUUUAUAUAUAUAUAUAUAUAUAUAUAUAUAUAUAAUCUGAUUUAGCAAAUAGUUUAUUAUACUCAGAGAUGAUUACAAUGUAUCACUUGUAAUAACAAUUCAGAGAGCCUUGUACUUCCUAAUAUUGAUAAGUUGCACAAUCACUGAGGUCACAGUCUAUAUUGUACAUAUUAAGGCCACACACUGUACUCACCUUACGCAGGAGCUACUCAGCUAAUCAUGAUGUACUGUAGCAUUAGGCAGAAUGAUGUUACAUUACAUAAAUCACAUUUUUAUCCUAUGACAUGUUGCUUUCUUUAUAAGAUUAUUGCAUCAUUGUCUUACAUGACGAUUCUCACAAAAGAAAGUAAUGUAUGUGGUAUAUUUUUGUUUUAUUCAAAGCAUUUGUUAAAUAAACAUAACCAUAUUCUAUGACAAUAA
Pseudophryne corroboree (corroboree frog) is the source of this 1458-nucleotide messenger RNA. RefSeq names its product interferon-induced transmembrane protein 1-like. The record is from RefSeq and is a predicted model, not a curated record. Bases 87 to 554 code for a protein of 155 amino acids. NCBI's taxonomy places the organism in Eukaryota, Metazoa, Chordata, Amphibia, Anura, Myobatrachidae. The transcript is spliced from 2 exons. Gene Ontology annotation, cellular component: plasma membrane.